AUGAAAACUAGACGCACCGUUUGGACAUUUUCUCGAGCGGAACCACCAGCGAACGAGACCGAACCUGCAUUACAGCGCUCCAAGUCGACCAUAACAGAAGGUGGACAAUCGUGUGAAGGCGAAUAUGAUAACCCGUGUUUUGAGACGUCCAGCUGUCACUCGUUCGGCCGGGACACCGAGCCGCUGACAAAAGAGAGCCCGAGACACAAGCGCAUACGCAGCAUCAGUCCAUCGCUCUGGCGAUUUCCCGAGCAGGUGCCCAGCCAGAGUCAGGAUGCCGAAGAAGAGCAAGAAGCAGACGAAGAAGACAGACUGACGGAAUCCCCUUCGUACAACUCCAGUGAUGUCGACUCGAAUCUGAGCAAGACAUCGAUAGAGUUGUCCAGCGAUGACACAGAUGAUGAUGAUGAUGAUAAUGAUGAAGAUUUGGUUGGGGAGGAGGUUCUCGUUAUUGAAGAGAGUGUGAUGUAA
This is a messenger RNA of Acanthosepion pharaonis, 471 nucleotides long. The record is from the annotation of a GenBank genome assembly. Lineage: Eukaryota; Metazoa; Mollusca; Cephalopoda; Sepiida; Sepiidae.